AUGCUGGGCCGGGCGUUGGUUAUUUUCGCUUUAGCAGAAGCGGCGGCAGCGGUCAAUUCUGACAAAGCCUGGCUGGGAAAGCGCAGGGCACCUCUCCAA
Molecule: messenger RNA, 99 nt
Organism: Mesorhabditis spiculigera
Lineage: Eukaryota; Metazoa; Nematoda; Chromadorea; Rhabditida; Rhabditidae
Source: the annotation of a GenBank genome assembly